Oryzias melastigma (Indian medaka) is the source of this 3370-nucleotide messenger RNA. RefSeq names its product lanC-like protein 3. The record is from RefSeq and is a predicted model, not a curated record. Bases 188 to 1573 code for a protein of 461 amino acids. The transcript is spliced from 5 exons. Gene Ontology annotation, biological process: peptide modification; carbohydrate metabolic process. NCBI's taxonomy places the organism in Eukaryota, Metazoa, Chordata, Actinopteri, Beloniformes, Adrianichthyidae. Gene Ontology annotation, cellular component: plasma membrane.
UUAUGUAGCAGAGGUCACUGAGUGACUAGGGAUCUGUUGAAGGUUAACACAUCCCACAGAGAGAUCACUCCUUCUCUUCAUUCAUCAGAAUUUAUGAACGAACGGAUUUGACCAAAAGGAUUUGGAUUUUGAUUUUUUUUUAAUCCUGUCAUUGUGAAGUCCUGCGUGUCUCAGUCUCAGACGUGAGAUGACGGGAUGCUGGACCCGCCAGCCAAUCAGCGGCUCAACCUUCACUCUUCUCAGCCAAUCAGCUGCGGGCUGUCGGGCUCAGAGUGCAGUCAAAGUGUUUUCCUCCAGCAUCCUUGAGCGCGUGCAGCCUGCGGAGCGCGCGCCUCUCCCGGCUGUGGUGAUGGAGAACAACCGCUGCUUCGCCAACCGCUUCUCCGACUACAAGGGUGUGCUGCUGCCGGGCCAGAGCGCGGAGGUCAUCGUGCCCGCGGUGGUGGCCACCGUGGAGAAGAUCCUGAGGAAGGUGCCCGUGGACAUCAGCGACUGUGACGGCGGGCUGUAUGACGGCCCAGCGGGGGUGGCUUACAUGCUGUACCACGUCAGCGAGUGCCCGCUGUUCUCCGAGCAGCGCGACGUCUACCUGAAGACGGCCAAGCAGAUCAUCGACGUGUCGGUCAGGUGCGUGGACGCGGAGCCGGACAAGAACAUGCGCGCCGCCUUCCUGCUGGGCGGCGCGGGCGUCUACGCGGUGGCCACCAUGAUCUACAAAAGCUUGGGCUUGGCGGACUUCGUCCGACCGCUCACCAAGUUUCGCAACCUGUGGGAGGUGUGCGCGCCCAUCCACUUCCUGGAGUGCGGCUCGGAUGAGCUGUUCGUGGGGCGGGCGGGGUACCUGUGCGCGGCCCUGGUGCUCAAGCAGAAGCUGGGCAUAGAGAUUCUGAGCAAAGAUCAGAUCAAAUCCAUUUGCCAGGCGAUUAUCGAGUCAGGAAAACAGUACGCCAGGAGGAAAAGGAAACCCUUCCCCCUCAUGUAUUCAUACUACGGAACAGAGUACCUGGGUGCAGCCCACGGCCUUUCGUCGGUGCUGCAGAUGCUGCUGAGUUACCAGGACAUGCUCAGCGGCGCCGACAAGGACCUGGUGUGGCAGAGCGUGGACUUCCUCAUGAACCAGGAGCAGAACUGCAACUGGCCCGCCGAGCUGGGGGCCAUGAUCGAGAGGGAGAACGAGCUGGUGCACUGGUGUCAUGGAGCCCCGGGUGUUGCAUAUCUUUUUGCAAAAGCGUAUCUGAUCAACAAGAAGCCGCAGUAUCUGGACACGUGCAUCCGCAGCGGCGAGCUGGUGUGGCAGAAAGGCCUGCUGAAGAAGGGACCCGGGAUCUGUCACGGAGUAGCAGGAAGUGCUUAUGUCUUCCUCCUACUUUAUCGACUCACUGGGAACUCCAAAUACAUUUACAGAGCUCAGAGGUUUGCAGAGUUCAUUUUCACCGAGGAGUUCAAGGCGGGCUCACGUUCCCUCACCAGCAUCUACAGUCUGUUUGAAGGCCUGUCAGGAACGGUUUGCUUUCUGGUCGACCUCCUGCAGCCGGACCAGUCAGAGUUCCCUCUGUUCAGCGUCUUCGUGUGACACCUGUGCUGAGCGUGCACCCAUCCCUCCCUCUGAAGCCUCUGAAGGUCGUUGCAUUGUAAAAUCAGGAUCUUUAGCACAGUAGUGGGCGGCUCUCUUUGGCUCUGUCGCUGUACUAUAACUGUCAUUUUGUGUGUGUUACUGUGAGGUUUUCAAGCUUUGAUAGGUGCUUUGUAAUUGUUAUUAGUGGCUCAUUCUAAAUACAAAAAAACCUGAGAAUGGAGGCAGAAGCUGAAUUAACAGCAAAGACAAAUACAUUUACCAGUUAUUUGAUAAUAAACUGGUCAUUCCAGAAUUGAAGGACAUUUUGGCUUCAACAUUCACGAAGAAUAAGCUUUCACUUUUCUGGUUUUCUGAUACAUUUUCAUCAAUAAUUGGCAUUUUUUUAUUACUUUAUAUAUCUUGUGUUCUCUGCCAGAUUCUGCUUCUACAGGGCUAAACAGUUUAUGGUAACAGGGUUGCAUUGAUAAUACUUCUCAUUUGAAACACAGUUAAAAGAGACACCAAUGAAACAUAUAAUAGUAAAAAAAAUAAUUGUAAAAUUCAUUUUAAUUGUUUAAGAUUAAAUUUGGACAUUAGAGAUGUUUGCCUGAAAAUCUGUCCAGGAUGCACCAAAAGUACCCAGGACAGGCUUUGGCGACCCCGUGACUCCGAAAGGGAAUUAGGGAGUUAAAAACAUGGACAAGUGGAUUAGUGAGAAAUGACAUUUUAGGGGGUACUCCAAAAUUAUUUGGUAUUUUUAAAACUAUUUUCAAGAGCUUUUUUCUCUUAAUUUUUGCAGAUUUGGUCUCAAUUUACUUAGGUGGUGUUAUGGUUUAUUUGAAACAUGAAGGGUGGAACAUAAAAUGUCCUCAAAUUCUGGAAUGUCCUUAAUAUAAGAGGAUUUCCUCAACUUUUUAAUGCAAUCUUCAAUUUAGUUUAAAGUGAUGGUUGUAGGGUUCUAAUAUCAAUGUAAACAGGAACUGAUCCAUGUAAAACUACAAACUUCCUGCCUAAAAACAAACAAAAAAUAAAAUAAUCCCGUGUAACCAUAAAACUUUUAAAGUACACCAACUCAUCAGCAGAGAACUGGAAGUUUAGAAAAGCUGUCUGAAGUCUCAGCUUGAUCUUCUGGGUUGUUGCUCUCAGGUUCGACAUACACAUGUGCACUAUUGACAGUAGUUACACCUGCUUUACACAACAUACCAGCACAGAAAACUGAUUUAUUUAUUGUGUCUUUGGAGACACAAACUCUUUAGAUCUUAUUUUUUUCACCUUACCUGUUAAAGGAUAUUAUCAAUCGAUUCUUGACACACUUUCAUCAUUUUGACCUGAGGUUACAUUGUGUAGCAGCUGUUUUUUGAUGUUUCAGCUGAGUUAGAUGCUAAAAAAAAUAGUUGAAAAUAUUUUAAUAUGUGAAACAAGAUGUGGAAUCAUUUUGCAAAAACCACCUUAUUCAGUUGAGUUUUUGAUGUUGGUUUGACGUACGUAUGAAAUGUGGCCUUAAGAAUAUCAAGCUAACACUUGUAUUUGAUCCCAUCUCAGAGGGGGAGGAUCAGCGGAAAACGCUUUGGGCGGCAGCUUUGAGCGACUGGUGACAGAUAAAAAAAAAAAAAAAAAUGCUUGUGAACAGCAGCAAACCAAAGCAGUUUCCUGAUGCUAUCCGUGCCUGUGGCUGUCCAUUUAUAAGCUGUAUGUGUGACUUUUGCUGUUUUCCUUUUUUUGGCAUUUGUAAUUCCAGCUGAAAAAACGACGAGCAAAAGAUGAUUGUACAAAAAAGUGUCUAUAUGUGUUAAAAGAAUAAAAAGUAAAGCACAA